AUGAGCGCGCCGGCGACGCCGGGGGACAUGGAGCCGGCCGGGGAGGAGGAGCGGCCGCCACCGGCGGCCGAGGAUGAGGAGGAUGGGGAGGCGGUGGCCGCCAGGCCGGCCCGAGGGAAGAGUGCCUCUGCCGCCGCCACCUCGCGUGAGGACGCCGCCGGCCGAGAGGAGGCGGCGGAGGCCACGCCGACCGGGGUCGGUAGCGGCCCGGGCCAGGAGCUGCCCUACGAGCUGCAGCAGGGCUACCGGAUCCUGGGCGAGUUCCUGCAGGAGAAGCACCGCGGCCUCACCGCCCCCUUCCUGCAGCCGGCGGGCGCCGACGAGGAGGCCGCCGGGGUCGGAGCCGGGGCCCGGGCCGGCCGCGCUGUCUCGUCGCCGGGGCCGGGCCCGUGCCUGCUGCAGAUGGAGGAGAAGUUCUCCCGCGGCCAGUACGCGGGCAUCACCGAGUUCGUGGCGGACUUCAGGGCCAUGCUGGAGACGUGUUACCGCCUGCACGGCGUGGACCACUGGAUCUCCAAGCAGGGCCAGAAGCUGGAGAUGAUGUUGGAGCAGAAGCUGGCGCUGCUCUCGCGGCACUUGAGAGAAAAGACAACGAUAGCAGUUACAUCUAGAGGCUAUUAUGGAUUGGAGGAUGAGAAGGGAACUGCAUGUACUUCAACAAGGCGUCGGUCAACACCUCGAAGUUUGGCAGGCUUGACAAGUGGAGUGUUUGAAUCUAUAAUGGUUCAAGUUUUGAGACAGGAAGAACAGCUGAGAGCAAAAGAAGAAAAAAGGCUUCGGGAGCAGGAAAGAAAAGAAGCUGAGGAAGCAAGUCAGAAAGAGAUAGAAGAAUGGGAAAGAAAACUUCUAGCUCAAGCUGCUCCAACUUGUAUGGAGACCAUGUGGGAAAUUCCAGCUAUUGGGCAUUUCCUUUGUUUAGCCCAGCAAAUUCUAAAUUUGCCAGAAAUUGUCUUUUAUGAAUUGGAACGUUGUCUUCUGAUGCCUCAGUGUAAUACUUUUCUAUCAAAAAUAAUGACUUCUCUGUUGAGUCCCCCCCAUCGCAGACCUACCUUACAUCGGAGACCUACCUUGCCUUACAGGACCUGGGAAGCAGCUUUGAGACAGAGAGUCCAGCAGUGGUACACAGCCGUGGGGCAGACCGAGAAUCCUGACAGCUGUGCUGAGAAGCUUGGCUUGUGUCCUCAGUUUUUUAAAGUUCUUGGAGAGGUUAACCCAUUGGAAGAAAAACAUUUCCAUGAACUACCGUUCUACCAAAAAGUAUGGUUACUUAAGGGUCUUUGUGACUUUGUGUAUGAAACACAAAAAGAAGUUCAAGACGCUGUACUGGGACAGCCUAUACAUGAAUGCAGGGAAGUUAUCCUUGGUUAUGAUUACCUGGAGAAUGCUUACGUACAUUUUCCACAGUUCUGUGGUGCAGAUGUUCGAAUUUAUAAACAGAGACCCUUCCAAGCCCCUGAAUUUCCAGUUCCACCCAUCAAAAUACAAAGAGUACCUCGCAUUAAACUAGAGAAGCUAAAGUGUGACUACGUGAAUACAAGUAAUGGAGAACAUAGGUGCAGUAGAGAUGACUUGCCCUUUGCCUUCCAGAAAGAGCAGAGAAUUCAGUUUGAUCCAGCCUGUUGCCCUGCUAAAGUUAACUUGGAUAAUCAUGACAUCUCUGUUGAAAUGGAAGUAAAAUCUAACUGUGAAAUUAGAAUUCGCAGACCCUGUGAAUUUAAAAAAGCUGAUUGCUGUAAAGAGAACUUGGUGACGCCAGGGAGUCCAGGGGAAGUUACUGACUUUGGAGAGCCUCUCAGCCCAGGUGAAAUAAGGAUUAUAGAAAAUCAGGAAGGAUUUGGUGAAGCUUCCAGAGUAAAGCCUGAACUGAGUCCAUUAAAAGAAAAUGCUCUAAAAUCUUGCCAAAUACAUGUAAAUGGAAGUUACAGUGAUUACGCAGAGGUGAACUGCCACAAAGUUGUAAAGGAGAUCCUGUUGGAACAGUCACUGCAGAGCCACAAGAAACUCAAACUAACUAAAAUGCGGGCAAAAAAGAAGAAAAAGAAAAAAAAGAAAUUCAAAGAUGUCUUGAAUGAAAGCAUACACAGAAAGCGCGAAGGUCUUCAUUCUCUUGCAUUCAAGUCUUACAAGCCUGAGAUCCAGAAUAAGUUAUUGAUCAUUAAAAAGAAAGCGAAACAUAAGAAGCACAAAUCUGGAAAAAAAUCCAUAUCUAAAAAAGCAAUCACAAAGAAGAGGAAAACUGUCACAAAGCCACCUACUGUACCCGAAUUUCAGCUUAUUUGCACUAAUCUUGAUGAACUCAGGGAAUUAAUCACAAAAAUCGAGAAUGAACUCAAAGAUCUGGAAAACAGUAGAAAAAAAUCGGGUAAAUGGUAUCACCGGAGGCAAGCUGUAAAAGAACUACAUAGCACAUUGACCCGUCUUUUAAAUGAACUGCUGCCAUGGGAACCAAAGUUAAUGAAGGCCUUUCAAAGAAACAGGAGCCGCCUAAAGAAAGACUAUGAUGAUUACAGAAAACAGCCUGACCAUGAUCUAUUUACCAGAGAGCUGUGGCCGAGUGAAGAAGCUGGAGGAGAACCUGGAGAAGCUUCUCCUCAAGUAGAAGUCAGCACGUCAGUGGACUCAGCGGAACCUCUCGAUAUCCUGGAGCAAGACCACCUGGAUUUCGAUGAUAUGAAAUUGUCCGAAGUAGACUUUCCUAUGGGCAGAAGCAAGUCACUGAAAAAGGAAUUGCCUUCUAAAGAUGGACUGAAGACGCCGCCUAAAACACUGAAACGACCAUCCAAACAAACAAGUUGUCUGGACUGUAGCACAAGAGAGCUUUCCCCACGGAAGAAAGCAAAAUUAAGCACAAACGAGACAGCAGUUGUGAGCUCAGAAGGUGAUGUACAGGUUGAGUGUCUGAAUGACUCGAAGUCUAUCGAACUAUCCUUGCCAGAGUCACUUGCCUCUCUGGAUUCCACACCAGUGUCCACUCUCCAGAAAGGGACCAAACCGAUUCAGGCCUUGCUUGCAAAGAAUAUUGGGAACAAAGUGACCUUAACAAACCAACUGCCUCCUUCCAUGGGGAGAAGCACUCCUGUGGUGGACAAGCCAGUGCGCUCUCCUCUGGAAGCCAGCCCCAUGAAGCCAGCGUUAACCUGCCAUGCCAGUCCAAAAGGCCCUUUGCAGAUGGUCUACAAGAUGCCCUGUGGCCAGUGGUUGCCAGUAGAUCUCCACAACAGCUCUGUGAAGCUGCAGAUGCAGCCUGUGGUGGACCCUAAAACAGGAGAAAAGGUCAUGCAGCAGGUUCUCAUUCUGCCCAAGAAUUUUGUGAUUCAGCACAAGGAAGGAAAAGCAGUUGCGAAAGAAAUCACCCCACUUCACCAAAAGGCUCCAGAGCAGCUCUGUCCGUCUCUCGCACAGACAGCAAAUGUAAGCUCUUCUGCAGCCUCGGUUCUUGUCAGCUCUGUGUCACAGACAGGCACUGUGUCUCCCCAGCUACCUAGUACAGUCCUCAAGAAGACGAUGGCUCCUGUAUCCAACACAAGUAGUGCUAGACCACAGCCUUGGUCACCUGGAACCUCCGUAAGUAAUUUAACACCGCCACUUAAGACUGGCCCAAGUGAGACCGGAAAACUCAAGAAUGCAGUUUCAGCAGCCACAUUCCCCCAGCCUGCUGCUUCACCCGCCGUUCCCCCAACAGCUCAGCCUCUGUUACCAGUGACAACGACACUAAGUGGAUCGACAAACCCUGGAAGUUCCCUCAGCUGUUUUGCACAACCAGCUGCCGAUUCUUCUGAAGCAAAGCAAGAGCUGAAGACUGUGUGUAUAAGAGACUCCCAGUCGAUUCUUGUUAGGACACGAGGUGGGAACACUGGAGUUGUGAAAGUACAGACCAAUCCAGAGCCGAACACACCCAGCUGCUUAUCUUCAGGUUCCGCAUUCACUCUUGCUCCUCAGCUUCAGGCUUUUCUGGUGCCCAAGUCAACGACAACGGCAGUCUCCACUUUCUCUCCAGUCACUGGAACAGCUCCUACGUCGAGUCUCCCACCCUUUGGCCAGACACCAGCUUCUGUUUCCAUUCCAGCUGCCUUCAAUCCAUCUGUAGGGAAAAAUCUCAAACUUACAUUAGGCCAAUCCCCUUGCAGUGGUCAUCUGGGCAACUUAAUAGACAAAAGUACACCCAUGUCAUCUUCUCCUUUGAAGUCCUCUGUUUCUUCUAGCCCUUUGCUACCAUCAACAACCAGUGGCUCUGUUAGCAUAAUUAGCAUAGCAACAGGAAAUUGUGGACAAACUAACACAGGUGUUAAGACUCCAACUCAACAGCAGCAAGUGGAUUAUACCCCCCCAAAUGACCCCGUUACACGUCCAGAGGCAACAGCUGCAACAGACGGGGAUGUGGUCAGUGGGGCUCCGGCCCCGAAGCUGAUGCUGAUGUCGGCGCCCUCUGUUCUGGCUUCGGGCAGCGGAAGUGCAGUCUCUGUACCACCUGCUCUGGCAGCUUCCGGGGUUUCUACCCAGAAACUAGUGUUUAUUAAUGCUCCGGUUCCCAGCGGCACCUCAGCCCCACUUGUUGCAGAACCGCUAAAACAGAUUCUUCCUCCCCCCUUGAGUAAAACGUUUAUUAAAACUCCAGAGCAACCCCAGCUAGUGCUCAUUCCCUCCACUGUGGGAGCGCCAAUAAAAAUCAACCCAUCACCAACGGUGUCUCAGAGAAAAGAUGUGAAGAUUGGACUAAACAUAGGGCAGGCAAUUGUGAAUGCUUCAGGCAGUGUGCCAGCCGUCCCAUCAAUUAACCUAGUGCAAAAUGUCACUCACAAAGGAGAGGAAAAAAGUAGCAAAGGCUACAGUAUUCUGCCCUUGUCAGCAAGUGGUAAUUCAGUGCCAGUGAGCUCCAAUCUGGGGAGUCAGAACCUCCCUCCUGCCAGUGAGUCUGUGGGUUCUGCAGCGAGAGCAGUAAAUGUGUUUUCAGUAACAGGACCAAAUGGACCUCUGGGUGCCCUUUCAGUGACCUCAACCUGUGCUGCUGUUGGGACGCGACCUCCUGUUUUGGUCAGUGGCAGCGAUACCUCUUCACGAAUGCUGCCUCUCCUGUCAGGCAGACUUUGCACGUCGAAUCUCGGCAACACUGUGGCUAUAUCAACUGUGAAAACUGGCCAUCUGGCAUCAUCUGUUCUAAUUUCCACUCCCCAACCAACAGUGUCUCCUCAGUGUUUAACAUCAGCCUUGCAAAUCCCGGUUACUGUUGCCUUGCCUACGCCUGUGACCGCCUCCCCUACCGUCCUCAGCACAGUUCCCCAUCUGGCAGCGGUCCCGGGAGCCUCACACACUGUCGCUCUCUGUAAAAGGCAAUGUCGGACUCCUGUCCACUGUCUGCCAGCAGGGGUCUCAACCACAGUGCCAAUACACGGCAACACACACAAACCUCAAGCCGAGUUGCCGUCCCUUUCACCAGGUCCAGCGAAAGUCAUGAAUAUUGCCAAUUUUGCUGCUCUGUCAAGCCAGCAGGUGUCCCCAUGCUCAGUCAGAUCCCCCCCCAGUUACACUUCUGCACCUGGUGGCACUGCCGUCCCUACUGCUACAGCAGCACCCUCAAACCUCACUAGUCUGGCAGGGACUCCGCUUAGUGAACCUUGUAUUCAGCAAAAAAUCGUCAUCAACACCAGUACACCUUUGGCACCCGGCACCCAGAUCAUGAUAAAUGGAACCCGGUUUAUUGUUCCACCCCAAGGUCUUGGAGCCGGCAGCCACGUUCUUCUUAUAUCGGCGAAUUCAAAAUAUGGCCCUCCCUUAGUUCUGACUGGUGGCCCAGGCAUCCCGCCCACAUCAGUAGACAGCCCUGCCCAGAAGACGGCACUAGCAUCAGAUCAUUCUGCCAGUGGCCACCCUGUAAAACACCCUCUAAAAAGCGCUACGAAAAUUGUCAGCGCUCUUGGGAAUACAAGUCCUCCACCCAUGGUACAUGCAGCACCACAAAUUGUGAACACAACCGCUAAAGUGUCUGUCCCACUUACGGCACCAGCGGUGGCACCAACGUCAGUAAUGAAGUCUCCUCCAGCUAAUCUGGCAAAAACAUCCUUGGUUUCGACCAUUUGCUCUAGUAAUCCUCCACUGCCAAGUAACACUUCAGUGCUUCAUCUGGACACAUCUGUCAAGAAACUGUUGGUCAGCCCGGAAGGAGCCAUUUUAAAUACCAUAAAUACUCCACCUUCUAAAGUUUCUUCACUCUCUCCAUCGCUCUCUCAAAUUGUAUCUGCCAGUCGGAGACCUGCCUCUGUCUUCCCCACGUUUCCGUCGUCUGGCUUAGAAAAGCCCGACACCGCUGCAUCUUAA
Molecule: messenger RNA, 6312 nt
Organism: Chrysochloris asiatica (Cape golden mole)
Lineage: Eukaryota; Metazoa; Chordata; Mammalia; Afrosoricida; Chrysochloridae
Gene: BRD10
Product: KIAA2026 ortholog
Exons: 8
Coding region: 1-6312 (2103 amino acids)
Molecular function (GO): protein binding
Source: RefSeq, a predicted model, not a curated record